This is a messenger RNA of Lachancea nothofagi CBS 11611, 213 nucleotides long. The record is from the annotation of a GenBank genome assembly. Lineage: Eukaryota; Fungi; Ascomycota; Saccharomycetes; Saccharomycetales; Saccharomycetaceae.
AUGGCCAAGCAAAAGUCCAAAAACUCUGUGAUAAAACUUAUAUCAACUGCCGCAACUGGUUUUGCGCGCCAAAUCACGGUCUCUAGAGGUGCUCCGUUGGUAACACAGGUACGGUACGAUCCCGUAGCCAAACGUCAUGUUCUCUUCAAAGAAGCUAAGAAGAGAAAAACGGCCGAGAGAAAACCUUUGGAUUUUCUCAGGACAAGCAGAUAA